AUGAUUGGAAAUGAAAAACUCUCACCGCUGGUGAGAGAAAUAUAUCCUGACAUUUCAAAUACCUUUAAAGACAGCUAUAUUCUGGACUUUCUCAAUCUGCCUGAUAUUCAUAACGAAAGUGAUCUGCAAAGAGGAUUAGUUAGUCAGUUGAAAAACUUUAUAUUGGAAUUAGGUAAAGAUUUUAUUUUCAUUGGUGAAGAAUACAAACUACAAGUCGGCAACAGUGAUUUUUACAUUGAUUUGUUAUUUUAUCACAGAGGACUGCAAUGUCUGGUAGCUUUUGAAUUGAAAGCCGAUAAAUUUAAGCCGGAGCAUCUGGGACAACUUAAUUUUUAUCUUGAGGCAUUAGACAGAGAUGUGAAAAAGCCUAAUGAAAAUCCAAGCAUAGGUAUACUGCUAUGUAAGGACAAAGAUAACGAGGUAGUAGAAUACGCAUUGAGCAGAACAUUGUCUCCUACAACAGUUGCAGAAUACCAGACACAGCUUCCAGAUAAAAAACUGCUUCAAAAAAAGCUUCAUGAUUUGUUUGAAAAAUAA
This is a messenger RNA of Vigna radiata var. radiata (mung bean), 537 nucleotides long. RefSeq lists its product as uncharacterized. The record is from RefSeq and is a predicted model, not a curated record. NCBI's taxonomy places the organism in Eukaryota, Viridiplantae, Streptophyta, Magnoliopsida, Fabales, Fabaceae. Gene Ontology annotation, molecular function: nucleic acid binding. The transcript has a single exon. The coding region runs from base 1 to 537 and encodes 178 amino acids.